Messenger RNA from Coniophora puteana RWD-64-598 SS2, 6421 nucleotides. RefSeq lists its product as uncharacterized. Gene Ontology annotation, biological process: maturation of SSU-rRNA from tricistronic rRNA transcript (SSU-rRNA, 5.8S rRNA, LSU-rRNA); positive regulation of transcription by RNA polymerase I. The transcript has 31 exons. The coding region runs from base 63 to 6383 and encodes 2106 amino acids. NCBI's taxonomy places the organism in Eukaryota, Fungi, Basidiomycota, Agaricomycetes, Boletales, Coniophoraceae. Gene Ontology annotation, cellular component: 90S preribosome; t-UTP complex; small-subunit processome. The record is from RefSeq and is a predicted model, not a curated record. Gene Ontology annotation, molecular function: snoRNA binding.
GUCCUGCAUACGAGGACAGGGAGGGGUUUUGACUUGUCCUGGAAGAAACACUAAAAGGCAGCAUGCCAUCCUCGCUAGCGACCCAGCUCGCGACGACAGCGUCGCUGAAUAGCGCGCUUCUCAAUACUACCCGGCGGCAGCCCGCUCAAUCUUAUCUCUUUUCCCAAAAGGACGCCGAAGCUCAUGACCUCGACUCCAUUCACGCGCUUGCAUCCUCCGCAUAUACUCAACUUUCGUCAGUUGACCCAAAAUUCGAUAACGAAUAUGAGCAGUCUCUCUUCUCGGACGCAGCUCGCGCGACGGACCGUACCUUGCAACCUACCGAGUUCAAUGACCAGCUCGAUCGCACCCUCCGUACAUUCUUGGGAUUAUUGGGGCCAUGGCUUAUGGACCCUCCAGCCGGCAAGAUCUUAGAGUGGCUUGUCAAGCGCUAUAGGAUAAACGAGUUCAACGUCGAGGACGUCCUUGCUCUCUUCCUGCCAUACCAUGACUCCCCGCAUUUUGCCAAGAUGCUUUCCAUCCUCCAUAUCAAAUCAAAUUCACGCUUCGGAUUUCUACUCCCCUUCAAAUCUACCGCGAAGCCUCUACCACGAACUGCGCUCAUCAAGGGCAUGGUCAAUAACAAGGACGUCGCAAGAUUUGUGGCAGAGAUGUACCCCAACGCCAUCGCAGCCUCCACGACCCACCGUGCCCUCCUCGCCUUCCAGUCGGCUACGAUGCACGACUACAUAUCUAGCGUCUCCCUGGAUGAAAGCAUUCUUGCGAUGCUGCUACCCUCUAUUCUAGCACCAUUGCAGAACCCAAAUGACCGGAAUGCUAUACUGAGUGCCUACGUGCUUGCAAGUACGCUUUCUCAUCGGACAACGUUGACCGAGCGCGCUCUUGUUUCCAUACUCAAGAUGAUGGUUCCGCGGGCUACAUCAACUAAGGGUCCUUUGAAAGGCAAGAACCGCGCCUCAACUACGCCUACUGUCUCUGCGUCGCACUUUGUGCAAGCAGCAGUAGCCGUGUGUGCUCCGCAAGAGGGGCUUCAGGGAGGUGAAGAGUGGGGGAAGAUUGCAAACGGGUGUUUGAACCUCAGAGGCUUCUCGGAAGCCGUUCUCAACGUCCUCCCUUAUCUGCAUGUCGACAAAUUCAUCUACCCCCUCCUUGAAGCCGUUCAGGAUCGCAUAACAGAGCCCGUUGUCUCGACGACAUUCGAAACUAUCUUCAAUACACCUAACCCGCCACUCUCGCUCGUGAAACGUCUCGUUAGCCUCCUUAUUCACACAGUCCAGAAAGCAGGCAGCGAUGAAGAUGAAGACGUGUUUGAUGAAGAGUUACCCGCUGCCUCGCAAGACACCGUGGCCAAACAAGCAAACGUCGCCGCAGCGCGUACACUACUUGCCGUCGUGCACCAGCGCUACUUCGGCUUGCUGAGGGAAGUCAUAGGAGAAAGCGGAGAGGACUUUGUGCAGGUCAAUGGGGUUUCGGACAAGAAGGCGAAGAGGAAGAAGGUUGGGGAUAUGCUUGGGUUCGUUUCUGCCUCCCACCCUCUGGCUCAGUCGACAGAUAUCAACGACCUGGUCGUUGCUUCGACUAGUGCGGAGAAAGAAGACCGUGUUACUGCUGUGCAAGGGCUGUACAAAGUUAUGCAGAACGGUGACAUUCACGACAACGACAUGGCAUCAAUAUCGUCUGCUCUCCUCGCCCGCAUAUACGACUCGGAAGCAGCAGUUCUUCACGCACUCUACGACUCUUCUGACCUCUUCCUUCGCUCCUUCUCAUUGUCUCCGUCUCAAAGCCUUCCUACCUCUGUUCAGUCUCCCAAAGGUCUCCUGGACGCAUUGCAGACGUUGCUAUUCCCUCCCUCACCUGCUCCCCAGCCGUCGCGCACUGUCAUCCAGGCUCACAUUGUCUUCCUCGCUGGUCCGUUCCUGUGCAUGUUCCCAGACCUCAAGGGCGAGGCGGAGGACCUUCUUUGGCCGUUCCUUCUCGCUAGCCGUGCGAAGGCACGUACAGCGGUUGGCGUAUGGGGUGCGCUCAAGGAGGGCAGCACGGAUAAGCAUGGACGGUGGCUGAAAGGUUGCGUUGGCAUCUGGGAGGAGUCAGGGCUGUUAGAUGGCAAUCUGAAAGAGAAGGGCAAAGAUGACGAGGACGCGAAGAAAUUGUGCAAAGCCAAUCUAGGGGUUGCUUCAAAGGUCGCAGAGAACAUCCUCUCUUCCCAUAGGGAUGUCGAGGUUUCGGCCCUGCUCUCAAAGUUGCACGAUCCCCAGCCACAUGGACGUGCGCUGGCUUACCUGGUGGCUCGUGCUCUGUUGCUUCAGUCCUCAGGAGGGCGGCAGGUCCGCAUUGCGUCGCAGGUUCUGAAGGUCAUGCGCUUGAACUCGCUCGACUCCGGCGAUCAAGUCGAGAAACUGACUGACGUUCUGGAUGAACAUUUUGUCGGGAUGAAGGCGACAAUGAAGCCCCAUGGAAGCGUGACUCUGCUGGUGCUUCAGACGUCCGUUCUGGCGCUCAUUCCUGCCAUUGAACUGCCUGAGGGUCCGGUCGACUGGAUUGGUGACGCUGAUGGGGAUGACAAGAGGUCAGAUGCCGCCAGCUAUGUCUCGCUUAUCCGCACCCUCUACACUGUCAUUACCUCCGCCCGACCCUCGACUCCAUCCACGUUAUCUAUAGCUUUCCUACAAGCGCUUUUCACUACGCUCAAAGACGCUUCGAUAAGCUUCCUGUGCGGGCUCCUUCUCUCCUCGGACUCAAGCUCGCAGUCACCAGGCACUGUCACGCGUACUCACGCCUUGCUCCAUGCGCUCGCCUUCCUGCGCGCGCACACGUCCACAAAUGCGGUCGACUUCCAGACGAUUCUUCCAUCGCUGCUUGCCGUCUUGCUUGCGCCCGAGACAGACAAACGAGCACGCGGGCUCGUGUUCGAGUGCCUAAAAGCGCUACUGGGACGCCAAGAAAGCGCCAAAAAUGUGCAUGUGUAUGGGUUGGAUACAAUCUACGGGACCGCAUCGGGCGAGCUGCAAUACUUGGAGUGGAAGGACCUGUCGGUGUACCUCCAAGCGCUGGUUGCAAGUCGAGAGCAGCUCGUGCAAGAUCCAAACUACAUCAAGACCUUCCAUCAACAGCACCUUGGAAAUGCGAACGCGAAAUACAGACGUCGCGUCCUCUGUUAUCUGCUUUCGCAUGUACUGGCUCAUCCCUGCCCUGGAGCAAAGCUUGUGCUCCUGGAAGCUCUGGGUGACGUGACAGAUGCAACACAGGCAGAGAUGCUCCUUCCCGCGGUGAAUCAGUUCGCACAAAACCCUGAGUCGUUUGCCAAGGGUAUGCGGCCUUCGGAUCUGCAAGAGUACUCUUCGCUCAUUGUGCACGGAUUCCUGAUGGUACCUGCCGAGGACCUGAACGAGGCGGAUGGCGAAGAGAGCAAUGAAGCCUGGAAAGUCUUUGUCGGUGCACUCGAGACUGCCUUCCACUCGAAUGCGCCCGUGACUGUGCGUACUCUGUUCGGUGAUGAGAUUGAGAAGCAUUUGUUUUCGAAGCUCAAUCUCGAGCGACAAGUGGAUAUCUGCACAAUAAUGCUUUGUGCAGGCCUUCAGGGAGGAGAUGCAUACUUGCAAGUCAGGGAGCGGCUCAAGGCUAUUCCCAUGAGCGUGCCCGUUAUCGUUCAAUUGCUUGCCCAGUACGAGCCGAUCGUUCAGGAGCAGGAAUCACCAAACUCGAAACGUCCAAGACUGGAUUCCUCGGACACCAGUGCUUCGCAAGAUGAUAUGCCGGUGUUGACACUCCUCGCUGAGAUCAUCAGCGCACGCGAUCUUCCUGGCUCUCUGGAUCUCAUUUCAAGGUUGAUGGAUACACUUGCCAAGGUCGUUCAAUACGGCGUCGAUCGCUCGCUGGAUGCAAGCUACACCUUGCAGACGUUGAUGUCGGCGCUUGAAAACGCUUCCGAAAAAAUCAAGGAGAAUUCUGCACGCUCUAUCCGUCUCGACGUUCUUGUAGAGAUCAUAAGAACAUCGGACAGCCCGCAAACAUUCCAUCAGGCACUUUUGCUCAUUGCAACACUUUCGCGGCUGACGCCAGGUUCCGUACUGCACAAUGUCAUGCCUAUCUUCACGUUUAUGGGCUCGAACAUCUUCCACCGCGACGACGCUUACAGUUUCAGAGUCGUUCAAAAGACCAUCGAAAACGUUGUACCGGUAAUGGCUUCGUCGCUCAAAGAUGCACACGAAGACGGUCUGGCAUUGUACAUUGGAGCUAGUGACUUCUUGCGCGUAUUCACAGAUGCAUCUAAUCAUAUCCCUCGUCAUCGUAGAACAAGCUUUUUCUCGCAUUUAGUCGAAGUACUUGGCCCAGCAGAGUUCCUUGCGCCAGUCAUUAUGCUUUUAGUUGACAAGAACUCGAACCGCAUCAGCCGGCAAAAUGCAGAGGACGUGCAGAACUCGCUAAGCUUGGCCGUCUCUGUUUUACAUCACUUCUCCCAUGCUCUUCAAUUGCAUGUCCUUUCGGAGGUGUUGCUCGAAUGUCGACGUCUUGCACUUCAUCUCAUCAGUGGUGACGAUGCAGGAGCCACUCUCCUCGACUUCCCUCGCGAUGAGGAACAUCCAAAAACCACCAUCUCCGUCUUUAAGAGGCGCAUACAAGCUCUUGUGAUAUUCAUCGGCUAUGCAGUCCAGCCUUACCCCCUUGGUCCUUCGGCUGAGACGAUUAAAGGCGCCAACAUGACCUCGAUAGUGAACUUACUAAUCGACCUCAUGACUAUCAAGGAUCCUUCAUAUACGGAUGUCCUUGUAACCGUUCAGGCAACCGUUCCUCAGAUCAUGGGUGUCAUUUCUGCAUCGGACUUCUUGAAGGCAUCUGCUAUCAUGCUAAAGUCUAACGAGGAUAGGGUUCAGACAGGUUCCUUGGGACUUUUGUCACAGCGCAUAUCAAAUAUAUCCGACAAUGCUCGGCGAGACAACUUGUCUUCCAUAAUUUCCACAGUUGAAGGUAUACAGCAGAUUCUCUCCAAGCAGUCCGGGGGGUCACUUGUAGACGCUGCGCUGCAUGCAUUGAAGGCUAUUGGAUCUACCAUAUCUCCCGGAGAAGAGAAUGCACUGACGGCCACCAUACCAUUGGUCAUGAAGGUCGCGCGGGCUCGCGAUUCUGUGUCCUUCGCCAUGGCAGUCUUCCCUUCUUAUGUCUCUGGUCUCGGCCCCCGUGUGAUUCCUCACUUCCGUAGUCUCGUCGCAGAAUGUCUCUCUAUUUUAAGAGAUAAUCUCAGGGGAAGACUACCCUCCAGUCAGGAGUCCGCCGUGACCGAUUCUUUGGAAACCUUGCGAAAACUUCUUGCUUCUCUUCCAACCUUCUUCGGAGACACCGAAUUGACACAGGUCAUCUCCCUAUAUCUCGAAUCUAGCUCCUCGACAGGGACGUCAGGCAAUUCGAUGGCUUCUCUGGCGCGGUCAAUUGCGAAGUCUCUUCCAGCAAAAGUACUUCUGCCUGUUAUGCAAGGCAUGUGGCUGGAUGUCGAGCAGAAAGAAGUGAUGCAAGGAGAUGUCACCCGUCUGAAUGCCUUUUUUGAUUUGCUCAAACGAUCCAUCCGUUCUGCUCCACGACCGGAUGUCCUCGAGCAAUUGAAGGCUUUGUUCAAGAUUUUCCUCGAGUCAUUUAGCGUUGUCUCGAGUUCGCGAAAUGUUUCAACCCUUGUAGAGGGAGAGUCAACGCUGAUCUCAGCCUUCAUCGAACUCGUCGUGAAACUCAACGAGAACGCGUUCAAACCUUUGUUCAGACGAUUCUUUGACUGGGCUUUCGCGGAUGAGCGAAGUGACGAUGGUCGCAAGGUCACUUUUUGUCACGUAUAUGGCGCGCUCCUCGACUACUUUAAGGGCUUGAUGAACCCUUACAUGUCGACCCUCUUGCAUCCUCUGAGAGACGCUCUCAAGUCAUUUUCAUCGUCCUCCCGAGUUGAUUCUACACUAUGGACAAGCAUUCUAGAGUUGUUGACGCAAAGUUUCAAUGUUGAUGACGGCGUAUUCUGGAGGGAUGAUAGGCUGCGUCAGUUGGCUUCGCCUCUUGUUGCUCAAGCCAAGGUCUGCAUUGAGCUCAAUACCCUGGAAGGAAAGACUCUUCUUGGACAAUGCCUGUCUUCCAUGGUCGACAACAUCGACGAUGACUCGCUUUUGAAGAACAUUAACCUCGAGCUCUUGAUGCAUACGCGCUCUGAGGAGGCACAACUGCGUAUAUAUGCAUUGACAUGUGCUGAAAAGCUGUGGCGUGAGCAUGGUGGAAAACUUUUAGGUUUCGUCGCAGAGACAGCGACCUUCAUCAGCGAAUGUGCUGAAGACGAGAACGACACUGUCGUUCGGGAAGCCCACCAGCUCAAGAACGCAGUUGAACGUGUAGCAGGCAGUAUAAGUGGAUUGUAGUGUGACAGCGUAUAUAAUAUAUAGCUAGCGAAUGUAAU